Messenger RNA from Trichoplusia ni (cabbage looper), 1701 nucleotides. Its product is annotated as facilitated trehalose transporter Tret1-2 homolog. NCBI's taxonomy places the organism in Eukaryota, Metazoa, Arthropoda, Insecta, Lepidoptera, Noctuidae. Bases 59 to 1453 code for a protein of 464 amino acids. The record is from RefSeq and is a predicted model, not a curated record. Gene Ontology annotation, cellular component: membrane. Gene Ontology annotation, molecular function: sugar transmembrane transporter activity. The transcript is spliced from 10 exons. Gene Ontology annotation, biological process: transmembrane transport; carbohydrate transport.
CAUUGACAAUAUUCGGUGAGGCGUUAGUGAUGAAGUGGGUAGUGUUGUGCGUCUAAUAAUGGACUCCGGACAAACAUGGCGGCAGUUUGCGAUCGCCUCAAUCGCAAACUUACUCCUCGUAGCCAUUGGUUACACGAUGGGUUGGACAGCUCCAAUCAACGGGAAACUGCAGUCUGAUGAGGAGAGCCCCCUGGACAGACCAGUCACUGUGGACGAGGAAGCAUGGAUCGGAUCGCUGCUUACAAUUGGAGCAAUAUUCGGACCAUUCAUCGUAGGCUACUUGGCAUCCAGGAUCGGUCGUAAAUGGACGAUGUUAGCCUCAUCGCUCCCUCUCUUCAUCGGGUGGGUGCUGCUCGCGGCGGCUAAAGACGUGGCGCUCCUCUACGCGGGCAGGGUGUUCUGCGGGGUCACUAUGGGCAUGGGGUUCACUAUAGUGCCCCUGUACUGCGCUGAAAUUGCUUCGGAUGAGUACCGCGGCGCUCUCGGUGCUCUCCUCCAGGUGCUUCUGACGAUAGGCUAUCUGCUGGUGUACGGCAUCGGGCCCUUCGUCUCCUACAGCGUGGUGAUCUACGUGGGCACAGCCUGCACCGUAGCCUUUGCUAUUGUGAUAUACUUCAUGCCGGAGUCACCUUUCUAUUAUCUAGGGAAAGGGGAUAAGGAUUCAGCAGCCAGCUGCCUCGCGACGAUCCGCGGCAAAACGGAAGCAGGAGUCAUGACUGAACUUGAUGCAAUGGCUUCCGAUGUCACCGCUUCCAUGGAAAAGACUGCCAGGAUGACAGAUUUGUUUCGUGGAAACAACUUCAAGGCUUUCUACAUCUCGAUGGCGCUGAUCUUCUUCCAGCAGUUGAGUGGCAUCAACGCUGUUCUCUUCUACUUGACUGAUAUCUUCGAGGCAGCUGGGUCAGCUCUCGAUGCUUCUAUUUCCACUAUCAUUAUUGGAGCCGUUCAGUUGGGAGCAUCCUGUGUUAUUCCGUUAGCCGCCGACCGGUUGGGGCGUAAGAUACUCUUGAUGAUCUCAUCAGCGGGAACUGCUGUUGGUCUUUUUCUUCUAGGCGCAUACUUCGUAUUAGCUGACAAUGGGAACCCAGUAGCCGAGCAAAUAGGUUGGUUGCCGGUCGUGGCGCUGAUGGUGUUCAUCAUAACCUUCUGCUGGGGCCUGGGGUCACUGCCCUGGGCCGUCAUGGCUGAGCUGUUCCCUAUAGAGGUCAAGGUCAUCGCCAUGCCUGUGGUCAACAUUUUCUGCUGGAUUCUAGCGUUUUUGAUUACGAGAUAUUUCAGCGCUCUCGCCGCGGCCACAGGCAUGGGCGUGACAUUCUUCAUCUUCGGGGCUUGUUGCCUGGCAUCCUUCUUCUUCACGCUGUUCCUGAUCCCCGAGACAAAGGGCAAGAGCUUCCAAGAAAUACAGGAUUUGCUGUCCGGCAACUCACCAAAAAAGACCCCAACUUGGAAGUAAAAGUAAAAAAGUGUUGAAAGCAGAUGAAAUACUUGUAUACAUUAAAUUGAAGAUGCGUCUGAGUGGAUUUCAAAUUGGGCGCCAUCUUGUGUAAGAAUACUUGAUGAUGAGUUUAUUUAAGCAUAGAUACUAUUUAUUACGUACUAGUCAGAUAUAAAUUAAUUAAAAGUUCUGAAUAAGUGUUAUUUUAUUAAAUCAUGUAUUGUGUAAUGAUGUAGGUAACAGUUAAUAAAGAUAUGAGAAAGUCA